This is a messenger RNA of Ruditapes philippinarum (Manila clam), 5326 nucleotides long. RefSeq lists its product as uncharacterized. The coding region runs from base 993 to 4751 and encodes 1252 amino acids. NCBI's taxonomy places the organism in Eukaryota, Metazoa, Mollusca, Bivalvia, Venerida, Veneridae. The record is from RefSeq and is a predicted model, not a curated record. The transcript is spliced from 45 exons.
UUGCCGUGUUGGGCUUUCUUUGGGGAUUCUUAUUUCUCUCUAUUUUGACUAAAUGCUCAUAUUCCGUAGAUACUAAAAUAAAUGGAUAGCUUUGACAUUGUUUAAAGAAAGUUGUUUCUUUUAGAAUUAUCAUUAUAAGAAUGCAGUAUGUCAUACAAUUUAAAAAAUGCUUUGUGAUAUGUACACCGUUUUGAAUUUUCAGGAAUAAACCAUCAUUAACAAUAGAAACGUCCGUAGAUAUAAGUGAAAACACAACUGUAGAAAGUAUAAAGAAUUCUUCAGUUCAUAAAGGAAUACAAAAUGUGUUUAGCGCUCAGAUAUUGAUCAAGGGAACUAUACAGGCACAAACGGAACAGUAUAUUUGCGUCACAGCUCAUGAUAGUUCAGCAGAAGAUAAUCUAUGCUUGCAACUGAAGUUUACAUAUGCAGCAAAACUUGAUGAUCUGCAGAAAAAUGCAGCAACAAAGUUUAUCCAGCCUACACAGGUUGAAGGAAGCAUUUUAACUGGGUACAUAGGUGACAGAUAUACAGUUCUUUUGUACACAACAAAUAAUUCGCCUUGUGAAAAAGUUAUAUCGACAUCCAAAGAUGCCAGCGUUUUUGCACCAUUCAAGGAUAGUACGUCGUGUGUAACAGAAGUCUCUUUCAUUUUUAAGACCGAAGGACCAUCAGUCAUUUGUUUCCUUUCGGCGAGGAAGCAUUUCCAAAAGCGAUGCUAUGUUGCAGUUGGAAAAACCAACAAGUCUGAUACAUGCUCAAGUUUUCCAUGUCAGAACGGUGGUCAUUGUUUCCCGCAACAAUUGUUGCAAGGCUACCAAUGUAUAUGCAAGACAAACUACAUUGGUAAACAAUGUCAAGAAGGUCCUUGUCUAAAGAACGACUGUGAAAAUGGUGCGUUUUGUAAAAUCAAAAAUGGAAACCAAACAUGCAUAUGCAAAGCGGGAUAUAUCGGCAUUAAAUGUGAGAAAGAGAGCUCGAGCAUUGAACAGAAAAUGACAUUUAUAGAUGCAGCAACGCCAAAGCAGUUUGAGUGUGUUUUAUACCAACAAUGUGGCAUUGCUUUACUGUUUAGUAAUGGUUUAACUAGGCCUCAAAUUGCCGUUGGUUAUGUCAAUCCUGCAAUUCUUGUUAAAGAUAUUCAAACAUUGGACUUACAUGAGUCUGGUUGCUCCCGAGUCAGUAUCAAUCUAAUACCUAAAGAAGUAGGAGUGAAGGACGUAUGCAUCCAGUCCUUCGAUACAAUUGGUGUAAAUCAGGACGAGUUAUGCUUUAAAGUCAUUGUGACAGUAGAUAUGUCUUCAUUAUUUGGAAUACCGGAUCGCCCUCAUUUUGUAUACCCGAGUAUGCCUGAUAAGACUCAAGUUGAAUGUCAAGAAGGUAGACCUUGCCACGUACUCUAUGAAAUUACCGCUGGGGAAGGCAAUGAAGAUAAAUGCGUUACAUUAACACCGACAGAAAGCACAGAGAUUUCAAACUAUCAUAUAUUUACAACAUGUGAAUCAUGUAUCCCAGGACAGACUAGUUUUGGAAAUUGUUCCGUCGAUAUCUCUUUACUUCCACAUGCUACUAACGGAAUUCAGUCAGAAAGUUUUUGUGUUACUUUAAGCUUAACCGGAUCUUCUAACGUCGGUGAAAAACGUUGCUUUAACUUGAAUGUAAAAUCAAAAGAUCAUGUUGAAGAGAAAAAAGGCUGCCAAUUGAUACGGUGUAAGAAUAGCGGGUUUUGUGAUGGACAUAUACCUUCAACACCGAGAUGUUACUGUAAAAAAGGCUACUUCGGAGACAAAUGUGAUGAAGAUGGAAGUUCGUCCUCGUUAGCAAGUGGACCCUCACAUAGUUUUUUUGGAGAUCUAGGGAUUCCGACUGAAAUAAAGUGCAAUGUUGGCAGAUUAUGUUAUUUCCCUUUCGAAAUUAUAUCUGACGAUGGAAAGCCAUUUAAAGUUUCACUGGGUUAUGCUGAUCCAAGAUUAUCGGCGCAUGAACCAUCGUAUGCAGCUUCAGCUAAUUCAAAUACAGUUACAUUGGGAUCGAUUAAACUUAAUCCCUCAGAAAAAGGAUCGUUUAAAGUUUGCCUUCAAAUAAAUGUUCACAGUGAAACAAAGAACGAAAUGUGUGUUACAGCGACAGUUUCAGAUGAUAACAGGCAACAGAUAGACACGGCAAAACCACAUUUUCUGGACCCAACCAUCUUGGACGACUCAACAAUUAUUUGCCAGACAGGCAAGUCGUGCCAUAUAGAUUUAUAUUCGACGAACGGAGACAACUUUGGAGUGGCUGGAAAAUGUCCAACGGUGUCAGAGACCGGUUUAAGUGACGCCAAUGAAGUUCGCAUAUUUUCAUCAAUAUACCAGACUGACAGUUGUGUCGCUGAUGUCCUAUAUACAGCUAAAGAAACGAAAAAAUUGUGUUUCCAAGUUUCAUUUCCAGGCAAACGAGGUGAAAGCAGAUGUUAUACAAUAAAAGCCGUAACAGACUUAUCAAACGAAGUGAAAUAUCCGUGUAGCGGUGCAAUAUGCAAAAAUGGUGGGAAAUGUAUUUCCGACCUUAUAUCCAUCCCUUUUAAAUCAUCAUGUGUUUGUGCCCAAGGAUUUAAAGGCAAUGACUGUAAUUUACCCGUUAAUAAAACGAUGAGCCUACAGGGAAUAAGCAAUUUGCUUAACGGAACAGUUGUAGCCAAUCAGUCCUUCGAUAUCUAUGCUGCAGUGCCAAAACAUGUUAACUGUGAUGACCCAAUCCGUUGCUGUGUAGUUGUUCCUUUCCAUGGCGACGGCAAUACACCACCAACUUUAGGAUUCACAGACAGUGACCUGAGUAUUGUUUCAAAGAUAACCAUUGCUGCAAACAAUUCUCUCAACUCUUUACAUUAUUUCCAAACGUGUAUGAAAGGACCGCCUGGAGGGAAACGUAGACUUUGCUUACAAACAACAGCAAAUAAUUUGCAACAAAGAAUUAAUGUUGAUGAAAUAUGCAUCGAGGUAGAAUUUAACGAUCAAGAUAAAGGUGUUCCUUUGACAGAACACAAAUUUACAGGAGGUCUAUCAAAUGGAUCCAGUGUUUUAUGUCAAACUUCUUCUAUGUGUCAUAUUCCAAUUAUUACGGACCAAAAGUCUGGAAUUUGUGAACAAUUAAAGGAAUGUGGAGAAGGUCUAGCAGGAACGCAUGUAUUUACUACUGAAAACAUUGACAAUAAAUGUGUGACGAAUGUAGCUAUCAGAACAAGUGGAGAUGAAAAAACAGAAUCACUCUGUAUUUCGGCUGGAUUUGGCGGCGAAGAAAAUGUUAUAAAAGUGAUAACUACAACAACAAGAGAAUUCAGUCCAUGUAGCAAGAAACAUUGUUUAAACGGAGGACGAUGUGUGUCAACAACCAACACAAUAGCUGUGUGCAAAUGCCAACCAGGGUUUUCCGGCGAUCUUUGCGAUACAGUAUCAACAACAGUACCAACAAAAAAUACUGUCUCGACAACACCUAUUCCAACAACAGGCACUACCAAAACUGUUCCAGUGACAAUACCAACAUCGGCGUCUAAAUCGUCAGUGUUCUUUUAUGAUCUUGUAUCAACAACAGUACCAACAAAAAAUACUGUCUCGACAACACCUAUUCCAACAACAGGCACUACCAAAACUGUGUCAAUAACAACGACAAUACCAACACCGGCGUCUAAAUCGUCAGUAUCAACAACAGUACCAACAAAAAAUACUGUCUCGACAGCACCUAUUCCAACAACAGGCACUACCAAAACUGUUUCAGUGACCUCGACAAUGCCAACAUCGGCGUCUAAAUCGUCAGUACCAACAACAGUACCAACAAAAAAUACUGUCUCGACAGCACCUAUUCCAACAACAGGCACUACCAAAACUGUUUCAAUAACAUCGACAAUACCAACAUCGGCGUCUAAAUCGUCAGUACCAACAACAGUACCAACGAAAAAUGCUGUCUCGACAACACCUAUUCCAACAACAGGUACUACCAAAACUGUUUCAAUGACCUCGACAAUACCAACAUCGGCGUCUAAAUCGUCAGUAUCAACAGCAGAGUCAACAACAAUUACAACACCUUCAUCAGCUACUGCCACUACUCUUUCUAAAGUGUCCGAUCGUGUCAAGACAACCCAAACUAUGUCAGUUACCUCGACAAUUCCAACACCAGUUUCUAAAUCGUCAGAAACCACAUCAACUAAGGUCUCGACGAAACUUUCGUCAGCUACAUUCAUUUCUGCAUCAAACCCGACGAAUGGUGGAAGGACAAGCCAAACGGCUUCUAAGAAAAUAACCUCGCAAUUAACAACUCAGGCAUCUGAAUCUUCAGCUAUAGAAACAACCACGACUUCUGUCUCGGCAACUUCUUUGUCUGCUGUAAAAACAACUUCCUCAAAACUGACGGAUGGUGUAAUGAAAUUCCAAACAGUUUCAAAGACUUCAAGUCUUCCAGUAUUUUCGUCUAACUUAUCUCACACAGAUAAUUGUGACAAGACAAAAGCUAAAGAACACGCUAAAAAAAUGGUUAAAACUGGUUAUGCUAGCUGUUUUUGCAUGGUGAAAGGAAAGAAAAUGUAUAUCAUAAAGAAGAGACCAGUACCAGAGAAAACGAAUAUGAUGAAAGCAGCCGGGUUUGGAGCUGGGGGAAUGGUGGGAACGCUGACUAUCGGCGUUAUCAUCUAUGCAAUUGUUAAUGCAAAACGACAACCAGUAUCAAUGAAACCUACGUCUCGCCCUAAAAGGAUAUCACGUGUACGUCCAGAUAUAUAUUAAAUACAACAUAUUGCGACUACAAACUAUGAACUAUAUUGUUAAUCUUAAUAUAUGACGUAUUUCUACUUAGCUUUCAUUUAGCAUAUAAAGUCAAAUGUGUUUGUAGUGUUCUAUGUUCUUAAUUGCACCUUUUUAUCUAAAUGUAUAAAUGGAACAUAAAAAAUGAUUAAGACAAAUAUGUUUCACAACCUUCGUGGAAAAAUGGUGAAAAUUAGCAUUUACAUUUUUCUGUAAGAACGAACAUCACACUAUUUUGAAAUAAUUAAAAUCACACCUGUAUACCUUUAUCUUGCAUAUCGAUGAACAAUACUUUUAAUUUAAUAGCUUUAUUUGGCUUGAUGUAGAUACUGCAACUGUAAUAAAGUAUAUUCUGAGCAUUAUCAGGUUUUCUUCAUUUAACAUAAAUUCUAACCCUAUCGGAGGAUACCCUUAUAUAAACAAAGAAGACCGGAAAGUUGAUAUAUUUCAAAGCAGAUACACUCGCCGUUCCUAUUUCACCAAACCGAUAGAUUGACGGCCCCAAUUUGUCAAAACUAUCUGAUAAAUAAGAAAAUAAUGUUGACUUUUGCUCUAAA